ACAGGCAGCGUGAGAGGACGCUUCGAAAACAUUGGGAUGUGAACAAGAAAACCAUUCGUUUUCUGCUGCUUUAAGCUCCAGAAAAUAAGAAGCAAUCAGAUCACUCUGUGUUCCUUCACUUAGCUCAAUGAAAGGCUGAUCUGUUAAAGAAAGAGACGUUAAUUUCAAGUCAUGGGAUCUAAUCAUUCUAAAGAUUUUUCUAAGGAGGAGCUGAAGAGGCAGGUGAAAAAAACGGGGAAACCAGCUCCCAGAGAUGAUGGGCUAAUAUCCGCAGAUAGGAUAAGGAAACAGACGAUAACCCAUUUUGGAUACAAUACUUUAUGCUUCACCAUGAAAGGAAUGGCAGAACUUCCUGAACCCUUGUGGCUGCUGACAGAACUUGAAAAGCUUAACCUUUCGCUAAACUCUCUCACCACAAUCUCACCCUCGGUCAAGGAACUUGAAAAUCUCGUGAUCUUGAACCUGGGGGGAAACCAGCUGACCAUCCUGCCUGUAGAGAUUGGCUUGCUGAAGAAUCUCAGGGUGCUGUUUGCUUAUAAGAACCUCUUGACAGAUGUACCUGAAGAACUGAGUGCCUGUGAAAACCUAGAGGUCCUCAGCCUGGCCAACAAUCGCAUCUCCACUCUUCCAAAUAGCUUUUCUGACAUGGUCUGCCUCAAGAAGCUCAACCUCAGUCAUAAUCAAAUAGUUCACAUUCCCACCUGCAUUUAUAGCAUGAAAAGUCUCGUCUUCUUGCACCUUGCCGGCAACCGUCUGGAAAACAUUGCUGAUAAGAUUGAGCAGCUGGUUAACCUCAAAAUUUUAAUUGUCGAGGACAAUGCCAUUCACACUUUGCCUAAAGCUCUAUGUUCCCUCACCUGCCUGGAACUCCUCAAUGUCGAUUUUAAUGACAUUCAGAAUGUGCCUACUGAACUUUAUCUGCUAAGAAGGUUGAAGAGACUUGCUUGUCAUCCUUUGGACAAAGGGCUUCAUAUUAUUCACAAUCCCCUACUCAAGCCUUUGCUCGAGGUUUUAAAUGGGGGUUUAAAUGCUCUCUUUAAUUAUCUUAAAUCAAUGUAAUGAACUGUGCCAGGUGAGGAUUUUAUUAUAUUUUAGACCUGCAACCCUGUAUAUAUCACUUAAUACUGACAUCAGUAUUAAUCAAUUUAUAAUACCAAAUGUCUAUUGUGAGUAGAAUGUUUUUAUUUGGUUAAAUAUUUUUUAUGAAACUCAACAAACAUGCCUGAAUAAUAAAUGUGACAUUAUUUAUACUUUGAUUGUUGAUGAAAGUGUAUACACUGUAUGUGGGUUUUAAAGUAAGUGGGUCAGAUUGUACUUGUCACUCUAUCUUGCAGUAUAAUUUAACAUGUUAGCUUCAGAAAAACAGACACUGUGAAAAUAGCAGAGUAUAUGUGUAUAAUAUGGGAUACAUUUUGAAAAAAAUUUCUUCUAAUUAUACUGAAAUUCAAAAA
This is a messenger RNA of Polypterus senegalus (gray bichir), 1451 nucleotides long. Its product is annotated as leucine-rich repeat-containing protein 30-like. The record is from RefSeq and is a predicted model, not a curated record. NCBI's taxonomy places the organism in Eukaryota, Metazoa, Chordata, Cladistia, Polypteriformes, Polypteridae. Gene Ontology annotation, molecular function: protein binding. The transcript has a single exon. Bases 172 to 1059 code for a protein of 295 amino acids.